AUGUGGACUCAAUCAGAAGGCAGUUCAGAAGUUGAGGACAUGGACACCUCAGACACUUCUGUUAAAAAAACAUGGUAUUGGUUCUACCUGGACGAAAGAGGAACGUGGCACAUGUUUGAGGUAUCUGUCUCUUUUGACAGUCUUACACCCCCGCACACACUGGUUGAUUCAAAAUUGUGCAGGUCUACAAUUUUGUUUCUGGUGUCCUUUGACAGCUCUUUGGUCUUGGCCAUAGUGGAGUUUGGAGUGUGACUGUUUGAGGUUGUGGACAGGUGUCUUUUAUACUGAUAACAAGUUCAAACAGGUGCCAUUAAUACAGGUAACAAGUGGAGGACAGAGGAGCCUCUUAAAGAAGAACUUACAGGUCUGUGAGAGCCAGAAAUCUUGCUUGUUUGUAGGUGACCAAAUACUUAUUUUCCACCAUAAUUUGCAAAUAAAUUCAUUAAAAAUCCUACAAUGUGAUUUUCAGGAUUUUUUUUUCUCAUUUUGUCUGUCAUAGUUGACGUGUACCUAUGAUGAAAAUUACAGGCCUCUCUCAUCUUUUUAAGUGGGAGAACUUGCACAAUUGGUGGCUGACUAAAUACUUUUUUUCCCCACUGUAUAUAUUCAAACCUUGAUUAGAGUAGAUUAUUCUGCAAUAAUAUAUGUUUGUUUACUUAUCAUCAAAAUGAGUUAUCCUGAGUUUGUUUGUAAUCUGAAUAUGAUUUAAUUUCCAUCAUUGACCGCUAGGUGUUUUGUCUGAAGAGAGACACAGCUGAGUAUAAUUAUGUGGCAGGCUGCUUAAAGGAGGGGGAACUAGACAGAAGCAUAAAAUCCAUCUGUAGAAUACAGAACCUGGACCUCUGGGAAUUGUACUGUAGGUAAGAGGAAGUAGAAUUUACAUCAUCAUCAUCAUAAUAUUAUAAUAAUUUCUCCAGAAAUAGGUGGAUGUAGUACAGUAUACAUUCCCUUUAUAAGUUGGUGGUAUUCUAUCACUAUUGAUAUUGUAUUGACCAUGGUGAUUCUCUUUUUAAAGAAAGAAGAUUCAGUUGGGAAGGAUUCAUGGUGUUACAGAGGUCAAGGAGGAGAAGCUGUUUCAUGGAACAAAAGUCAGCAACGUACACACAAUUUGUACGUACAAUUUCGACAACAGGUUAGCUGGUAUCAACGGCCAUGUCCUUGGAAAAGGUACGUGAUGAUGAAACAGACUGUAAAUGAAUAUUGUAUGAUAGCAGGUAUAAUCUCACUGGUACAAUAACCCCAUUAUUAACAAUUUUCUUCCUUUUAUGUAGGAACCUACUUUGCAAGAUUUGCCUCAUGCAGAUAAGUACAGCCCAUGGAACACUGAUCCAGUAACUCUGUUUGGUGAGGCACCACAAGGCUUCAGUAGCCAACAGACCAAAACAAGGUUUCUGUGUCAGGUGAUAGUUGGGAAAACUACACUGGGAAAGAAAGAUGACAAAAGUGCUAUCAACUUCCAUGACAGUUGUGUGGACAAUGUCAUAUAUCCCAGAAUUUUUGUCAUAUUUGAUCCCAAUCAGAUAUAUCCAGAGUACUUAAUUCAGUACAAUUGA
Messenger RNA from Coregonus sp. 'balchen', 1553 nucleotides. The record is from the annotation of a GenBank genome assembly. Lineage: Eukaryota; Metazoa; Chordata; Actinopteri; Salmoniformes; Salmonidae.